AUCGAUUUUCCAUGAAUAAUGAAGGUUAUGUUUAAUGUGUUUGCAUCAUUAAAACAAUAAAAAAUAUAAUUGUGUUUGUGAAAAGAUUUAUUGGUGCUUUAAAAUUAUGCCUGCUCUAGAAGUAGCAAACGAUAAUAACGAUGAUGCUUCACAACCAAUCAAUCCGGUGGUUGGUAUAAUUUAUCCACCACCUGAAGUAAGAAAUAUCGUUGACAAAACCGCUAGUUUUGUCGCUAGAAAUGGGCCAGAAUUUGAAGCCCGUAUCAGGCACAAUGAACUUGGGAAUCCUAAGUUCAACUUUCUCAAUCCUGGAGAUCCAUACCAUGCUUAUUACCAGCACAAAGUCAAUGACUUCAGGGAAGGAAAAGGUCAAGAACCAUCUGCAGGGUUACCAGCUGCUUUGAACAAACUUUCAGUUUCUGCAGCUGCACAGCAGAAGCAGCAAGAGAUCUUGAGACAAAUCGAGCAACCUUUUGUACCUAAAGAUCCCCCACCAGAAUUUGAAUUUAUUGCAGAUCCUCCAUCAAUUUCUGCUCUCGAUUUGGAUAUUGUCAAAUUGACUGCUCAAUUUGUGGCUCGUAAUGGAAGACAAUUCUUGACGCAAUUAAUGAACAGAGAACAAAGAAACUUCCAGUUUGAUUUUCUGAGACCACAGCACUCUCUCUUUCAGUAUUUCACAAAACUAUUAGAACAGUAUACAAAAGUUUUAAUUCCACCGAAAAGUAUGCAGCAAAGAUUACGAGAUGAAGCUAAAAGUGCAAAAGCAGUUUUGGAACAAGUAAAGUAUCGCGCGGAAUGGCUUCGUUAUCAGGAGGCACAAAAAGCGAAGGAUGAAGAGGUUUUAGAAAGAGAAAGAGUGGCAUAUGCUCAAAUUGACUGGCACGAUUUCGUUAUUGUGGAGACUGUAGACUAUCAACCAUUUGAAAUUGGCAAUUUUCCUCCACCAACUACCCCAGAAGAAGUUGGAGCUAGGAUCUUGAUCCAAGAAAGAAUUGAAGAAGGUGAAGAUAUUGAAAUGCAGUUAGAAAGUGAUGAGGAAGAACAAGCCGAUGAAGGUCUGAGCUCGAUGCAGGACAAGACGGGUAGGAAGAAGGACGACAAUAGGGUUCAAGACAUGGAAGAAGAAAGUUCUGACGAAGAUAGUGACGAUGAGACCACCAAACGUUCAUCUCAACCUACCAUGCAACCUCCUCUACCUCCUAUUCCGGAUAAGGUAUUAGUCAAGAAAUACGAUCCUAAACAAGCCGUUAAAGUUGCAAGGCCAACUGUCGGCGAUGACUAUUUGAUUUCUCCCAUAACGGGAGAAAAGAUCCCUGCCAGCAAAGUGCAGGAGCAUAUGAGGAUAGGAUUACUGGAUCCCAGAUGGGUCGAACAGAGAGAUAAGCACGUUUCGGAGAAGAUGAACCAAGAAACGGUAUAUGCAGGUGGUACCUCCAUUGAUGCAAGUCUUAAACUGCUCGCAGAACGUCGUACUGAUAUUUUCGGUGUGGGAGAUGAAGAAACGGCGAUUGGUAAGAAGAUCGGGGAAGAAGAUGUUAGAAAAGAUGAGAAGGUUACUUGGGACGGUCAUACGUCUAGUGUUGAGGCUGCUACAAGGGCCGCAAGAGCGAAUAUCACUCUUGAAGAACAGAUUCAUCAAAUUCACAAGGUGAAAGGAUUAUUACCCGAUGAAGAAAAGGAGAAGAUAGGGCCCAAAAAUGUGCCUAAUAAGCCAGUUGUUAAAUCCUCUCCUAUUGUUACUAAAGCUCAACCAGUUCCAAAUCCUACUCCUGUCAAACCUCCAGUACAGCCUGUACAAACUCAAGCUCCUACAAUUGCUUUGACUGUACAACCGCAACCUAUAUUGGCUCCGCAGCCUCCAAUUAUGAUGAUGCCAGCUCCACCAAUGCCUCCUAUGAGACCUCCACCAAUAAUGAUGGCUGCUCCUCCUCCAAUGGCUGGCUUCGUAACACCGAUGCCUCCACAGAUGGGACCACCUCUUGGACCCCCUAUGAAGCAUCCUGCAGAAGCAGCCAUGGAAGAUGAACCACCAAGUAAAAAGGCGAGAAACGAAGACUCUCUUAUUCCGGAAGAAGUAUUUUUGGCUAGAAAUGCUAGUCCAGUAUCUAUAAAGGUAUCGAUACCUGUUGCACCUGAAAAGUCAGAAUGGAAACUGAAUGGUCAAGUUAUGGCACUUACCGUUCCUUUGAGCGAGUCUGUUUCUAAUUUGAAGGUUAAAAUCCAGGAGGAGACUGGUAUGCCACCGGCUAAACAGAAGCUCUUCUACGAUGGUAUGUUCUUCAAAGACUCCAACACUCUGGCUUAUUACAACAUGAUCCAAGGAGGAAUGAUACAAUUGCAAGUUAAGGAACGUGGAGGCAGAAAGAAAUAAAAAAUAUUGGCUAGAGGUAAACUUUGUAAAUCUCCAAUUGAAAUUGUGUAAUUUUCGAUAAUAUUCAUUAUUUCAAGUUGAUCAAAAAAACGGCUUAGUUGUUCUUCUAUUUAGGAUACUGAAAAUUGUGGAAUUUUCUCUCGAAGUGUUAAAAAAGAACGAGGUGUUAUAGUCUUACCAUCUCUGAAAUAAACAGAUAUAAUAUAUA
Harmonia axyridis is the source of this 2579-nucleotide messenger RNA. RefSeq names its product splicing factor 3A subunit 1 (gene Sf3a1). The coding region runs from base 107 to 2371 and encodes 754 amino acids. NCBI's taxonomy places the organism in Eukaryota, Metazoa, Arthropoda, Insecta, Coleoptera, Coccinellidae. Gene Ontology annotation, molecular function: protein binding; RNA binding. The transcript has 12 exons. Gene Ontology annotation, cellular component: U2 snRNP; U2-type prespliceosome; catalytic step 2 spliceosome. Gene Ontology annotation, biological process: mRNA cis splicing, via spliceosome; regulation of alternative mRNA splicing, via spliceosome. The record is from RefSeq and is a predicted model, not a curated record.